AACGCUGCGACGGUGAGUCGGCUCCGAACAUGGCUUCCAGGUUGGAGAUAAAUUUCAUCCGGCUGUUGUCCCGCUGUGAAUCCAUCGCCUCGGAGAAGCGAGGGGAGGAGGAAUGGAGGCUGGAGAAGUAUGUCGGCGCUCUGGAGGAGAUGAUGGUGGCUCUGAGGAAAAGCCAGAGCAGCAAACCCACAGGAGAAGUCCUGACUGAUUACUCCAGGAAGGUCGACUUCUUGAAAGGACUCCUGGAGGCUGAGAAACUGUCUUCACCGACUGAAAAAGCAUUAGCCAAUCAGUUCCUGGCUCCCGGGCGGACGCCCACGAUAGCCAAUGAGAGGAUGCCUGCCACUAAAACGGUCCACAUGCAGACGAAGGCGCGGUGUACGGGAGAGAUGAGGAACGAGCUGCUCGGCACGGUUUCAUCAGGCAAUGGAACAUCUGAGACAGAUUUAAGAAACAGAAGGGGUGUUCCUCUGGAUGAGCGCCAGUCGGCUGCAGAGCUGGACGCCGUCCUGCAGCAUCACCACAACCUGCAGGAGAAACUGGCCGAGGACAUGCUCAACCUGGCCCGGAAUCUGAAGAACAACACCAUGGCUGCACAGAACAUCAUCAAGCAGGACAACCAGACUCUGAGUCAGUCCAUGCGCCAGGCAGACCUCAACUUUGAGAAGCUGAAGACGGAGUCGGAGCGACUUGAGCAGCACACCAAGAAGUCUGUGAACUGGCUGCUGUGGCUGAUGCUCGUCCUGGUCUCCUUCACCUUCAUCAGCAUGAUCCUCUUCAUCAGAAUCUUCCCCCGACUCAGAUGAUGGCCGCAGACGGUCCUGAACUCUUUUUAGUCCGGCGCUCUCCCGUGUUGUUACAACAUGGGUCCCUGUAGAUCUCCACCUCCUCUAGUGUCUGUACGUGUGAUUCAGAUCAGGCUGAAGGACUGAAAAGUUUGCACCUUUUUUAGAAACUGAAACUCUUCCUCUAAACAGGCGGAUGAGAGAAAGCUGUAGAUGCAGAAACUGGUUUGGAGCGUCAGUAUUCAUUUAAAAAAAACAGGACAGAACAUGAAUCGAGGCAACGAGACACUCGCACCACAAACCCAAUACCCAGACAGCCGAGACUGAGCCUUAAUUCAUUUAGUCCCUCGUCAGCUCGGCCUCCCGCUCGUCUCCGCCUGCACCCCCCACCUGGUGGGACUGAAGUCACUCAUCGUCUGUCAAACAUAUUUCCCAUAAAACGUGUGUAGCACAUUGUAUAUUAUAGAGUUUACGAACCGUCCACCAUCAAGUGCAUGUCAGCCUGGAUACCAACAGUUUAACAACCUGAUUUCGGACCUGUAACACUAACACACUUUACUCUAACUCCAAUGUUGUGUUUAUUAAUUGUUAAUAUCCGUGUCUAAUGAAAGGUUUAUCACACAGUGUGAGCAGAUACAGACACUUGAAGCGUGCGUUAAGAUCUAUUUUGCACUAUUACAACUCAAUGAUAUUGUCAUUGUCAAUACAUCAGCCUCCAUGUGUGGGGGACUUACAGUUGAAUAAACAAACAUUUAUAAAAUGUA
This is a messenger RNA of Pleuronectes platessa (European plaice), 1549 nucleotides long. RefSeq names its product unconventional SNARE in the ER 1 homolog (S. cerevisiae) (gene use1). Gene Ontology annotation, biological process: retrograde vesicle-mediated transport, Golgi to endoplasmic reticulum. Bases 30 to 806 code for a protein of 258 amino acids. The transcript is spliced from 8 exons. Gene Ontology annotation, cellular component: SNARE complex; endoplasmic reticulum. The record is from RefSeq and is a predicted model, not a curated record. Lineage: Eukaryota; Metazoa; Chordata; Actinopteri; Pleuronectiformes; Pleuronectidae. Gene Ontology annotation, molecular function: SNAP receptor activity.